CUCUCUCUCACACACACACACACACACCGUCUCCUCGCAAGCACGCACCACAAGCCAGCGGCGGGCGAGCAUCGGAGUCUCGUCGUCCAUGGUCACGCUGUUUCUCUCCCUCCCGGCGAACUGGCGAAGCUAAGCAAACUCCUCCGUCCACCCACACUUCUCUGAUGAUUCAGGCGUGUGGCCAUCUGCUGGUGCAGUGGCGCUCCUCCCAUAGUCCCAUCGCAUGCACGAUGGUGUGGCGUCUGGCGUGGCAGAUAUGGAUGGCUUAUUGGGUUUUCCUCUCGGUGCAGGGUCCGUGGCAAAGGGGGAGGGCCGACGCCGGCGGGGGGGCCCGGGCAGGGAUGGAGAGAGCGGUCGAGUGGACCUCGGGAGCGAUGACAGAAGAGAGAGAGCACAACCCAGCACCAGCGAGGAAAAGCCUCGCUUCUGCGAGGGCCGUGUGCUCUCUGCUCUCACUGUCAUCGCCCACAGGCCACCGAACCGUGAUCUCUCGGGGGGCCAUGCAACGCAUGCAGUGCAGCUAGCUUCUUCUCGUGGGUUAUGCGGAUGUUUCAUGUGCAAUAUACUUGCGGCUGCAGGUGGACCUGUGGCACAGUCGCCGGCGGGGCGAAGGAUCAAGACAAGCUCCACGAGGCCAGCAGUAAGGAGCGGCACACGGGGAGGGGCACCGCUGUCUCUGCCUCUACUCCCACCAGUUCAGGCGUCCGUGGCGCCGGGCUCCACGGCGAUCAUUGUGACGAGCGACGUGCGACUUGCCAUCCUCAAAGGCUUCGUCGUCGUCGACCCGCUCGCCACAAUGCGGCCGCCGACUAUGCCUACGGCACGCGCCGCGACCUGGACUCAACCGUCACUAUAGGUCUCAUGUUCGUUUUGCAACCGACACCAGAUAUUCUGCGUGCUGCGUUCCUCAGUCCCAGCCGGCUAGCCCAGGCCGCACGAACACCACGCGGACAUAAUUAACUUCAGGGGAAAUACUGUGCCAUUCUUCUACGCAACAUUCUCGUGGCAUAUGGUUGCUCCGUGUUCUUUGCCUCUAUUUGAUCCGCGUUCCUUUUUCUUCGUACAUAAUGUCCAGCCACAUUAUUCAAAGAAAACUUUGCAUGAUUGAUCCAAA
This is a messenger RNA of Zea mays, 1114 nucleotides long. RefSeq lists its product as uncharacterized. The record is from RefSeq and is a predicted model, not a curated record. The coding region runs from base 224 to 856 and encodes 210 amino acids. Lineage: Eukaryota; Viridiplantae; Streptophyta; Magnoliopsida; Poales; Poaceae. The transcript has a single exon.